AUGGCAGAAGUGGAAAGCAGAGAAUGGUACUUGGCUGCUUAUGCAGCUGAAGGUGUUCCAACUUCUGAUCAUCUCAAACUCCGUACGGUCACACUCUCACUAUCCCCUGAUUCCAUUCCCGAACAACAUGUUAUUCUUGAGACCCUCUUCAUCUCCAUCGAGCCAUAUUUACGGAGCAGCAUCACUGGCCGGGAAGAUGGGCUAUGCAUCCCUCAGUUCAACCUUGACCAGGUAAUUACAGCAUUUGGGGUUGGAAGGGUAAUUCGGUCAAAAGAUGGUAACUAUGCUGAAGGUGACAUAGUCGUCAGUGCAUUCACAUCUGUUGCUGAAUAUUGUGCGGUACCAUCCCAGUUGAUAGCAAGAAAGAUCGAUACAAAUAGUGGGAUUCCCUUGCCUGAAUAUAUCAGCUUGUUAGGGGUGCCGGGGUUUGCAGCAUGGGUGGGAAUUGAGUUGCUGGCAAACCCAAAAUCAGGAUCCAAUGUGUUCAUUUCAGCUGCUGCUGGGGCUGUUGGAAUGUAUGCUGGACAGUUGGCCAAGCUAAGAGGAUGCAGGGUCAUCGGAAGCACUGGAUCAGAUGAGAAGGUGAGGCUAAUCAAGGAGGAAUUUGGAUAUGAUGAUGCUUUUAACUACCACACAGAGACAGAUUUUGAUGCUGCUUUAAGCAAGUAUUUCCCUAACGGAAUUGAUGUCUACCUUGACAAUGUUGGCGGUGAAAUGCUUGAGGCUGCUCUUAACCAUGUCAAUAAGCAUGCAAAGAUCCCUCUUUGUGGCAUGAUUUCUGGCUACAAUAAGGUUUGGACUGAGAGAGAGGGGGUGAGGAAUCUGCUGAAUUUAAUCGGAAAGGAGGUGAAUAUGCAAGGGUUCUUGGUGGGUUCAUACCUGCAUCGUUAUGGAGAUUUUGCAACCGAGAUGGAGAGCCACCUAAAGCAAGGCAAGAUUGGUUAUUCUAAGCUCAAAAUCUUCCAUGGAAUUGAAACAUUAUUGGAGAGCUUAGGAUCCCUUUUCACCAGCUCUAAUGUUGGGAAAGUAGUAAUCCAAUCCAAGUGA
Pyrus x bretschneideri (Chinese white pear) is the source of this 1047-nucleotide messenger RNA. RefSeq names its product 2-alkenal reductase (NADP(+)-dependent)-like. NCBI's taxonomy places the organism in Eukaryota, Viridiplantae, Streptophyta, Magnoliopsida, Rosales, Rosaceae. The record is from RefSeq and is a predicted model, not a curated record. The transcript is spliced from 6 exons. The coding region runs from base 1 to 1047 and encodes 348 amino acids. Gene Ontology annotation, molecular function: 2-alkenal reductase [NAD(P)H] activity.